GCCUUAACCAUUCAAAAUAUAUGGAUAAUAAAGUUAGAAAACAGAGAGUAAACAAGCAAGAACAGAGCAACACAACUCAACAACAAUGGAGAAUUCUUUAACACUUUCACUACUCUCCACAAUUCCAGUUCCUAAUCCAGUACUCUCAACAAAAUGUAGUGUUCUUUUUCGAGGUUCGAUUUCCUCGAAAAUUGGUACAAAAUGUGGUGGAUUUAGAUCAUCAACAAGAUUGUAUGCAGGGCUAACAGAGAUAGAACCAGAUAUUAACGAAGAUCCUGUUGAUCGAUGGAGAACUAAUGGCAUCGACAUUGAAGAUUAUGUUUUUGGAAAAUACGAUGAUCAUCAUACGUACUUUGAGAGUGAAGAUAAAAAAGUAUCAUUUUGGGGAUCCAUAGCAGAAGAUUAUGCUGCUAUUGCACCCCCAACAGGAUUUCAAGGUAUUAUUUCAUGGCUAUUUCCUCCAGCAAUUGUUGCAGGAAUGUACUUCAAUGUUCCUGGGGAGUAUUUGUACAUUGGAGCAGCUGUUUUUACAAUUGUGUUCUGCAUUAUUGAGAUGGACAAACCAAGUGAAGCACACAAUUUCGAGCCUCAAAUAUAUAAUAUGGAGAGAGGCGCGCGAGAUAAGUUAAUAUCGGAUUACAACACAAUGGACAUUUGGGAAUUCAACGAGAAAUAUGGCGAUUUAUGGGAUUUUACUGUUAAGAAAGACGAUAUCAUGAAACGAUAGAAAUAAAAAUGAA
Molecule: messenger RNA, 740 nt
Organism: Solanum stenotomum
Lineage: Eukaryota; Viridiplantae; Streptophyta; Magnoliopsida; Solanales; Solanaceae
Product: photosynthetic NDH subunit of subcomplex B 5, chloroplastic
Exons: 5
Coding region: 86-727 (213 amino acids)
Biological process (GO): response to oxidative stress
Cellular component (GO): chloroplast
Source: RefSeq, a predicted model, not a curated record